CUAUUAUCUGCCUAACUCUUACUACGUUGUCACUACUGUUAUUGUACGCCGGAAUAUCUGAAUCCACUUUUAAUGAAAUCAUUCUGAGCACCCUUGCAUGAACAAGAAACCUUUUCACAACAUGCCACCCAAACGCGGAACAAAACGUAACUCGAAAGACAAAGGAAAGAAGGAAGAGGAGCCUCCGCAAAAGAAGAACAAGGGAAACGAAGAGCAAAAGAAGGAUGUCACCACAUCCGAGACCAAGUCUACUUCUCAAGACAAGCCUACUGUACUCGAAAAGGGUCAUAUCUACUUUUUGUAUCGACCCAAGAUGGAUACAGAAGGAGUCAGCAAUGUCGAUGACGUACAAAAGGUCUAUACUGUACUGAAACCCUACUGGAGCUCAUGCAAGCCCAAGCGCGAAAACACGCUGAUCGUGCUGGGCAAAAAAAAGCUACCUGAAACGCAGCGUCAUUCGCGUUACUGGGGUUUCGUGGCCGAAGCAUCCGACAAUAUCGACGACGUGGCCGGUGCGUUCAAGGAGCAUUCUUACGAAACAAAAACACGAGGCGAACGUACUGUGCAACCUGCACGACCUGUGGGUGAAGGCGUCUAUGAAAUUGCCACGCAUAACGGUCACUCGCAUCUGGCAUACAUGCUGACCCUGCCAGACAAGCCGCAGGAUGUCCAAAAGGCGUUCAAUAUUCAAGAGCAAGCGAGCAUUGUCAUUUCCGUCAAGAAUCCUGACAGUUCAGCCCCUGCUCAAGCCGGUCUUCCAAAGCGACAAAAGGCCGAGUUUCCCGACGAGUUGAAGGAACUGUUUGAGAAUCGGCGUUUUGUCGACAUGGCGACGACGACCGAGUUCCUCAACUACAGCAACUGUGAAUUGAUGCUCGUUGGCGCGACGGAAAAGAUCGAGACAGAGCUGGGCAAUGCUGGGAAAGAGCUGGAAAAGAUGGAGAAGGAGGAUGAGGAGCACGUUGAUUACGUGGGUGCGGACCAGAGUGUCUUUGACGAACUUGAGUUGUCAAAGAAAGAAAAUCCAAUUGAGCCAUUGAAAGGCGAGUGGACCUGAAGAAGAACUGAAAAUAAAGCUGUGU
This is a messenger RNA of Zychaea mexicana, 1082 nucleotides long. RefSeq lists its product as uncharacterized. Lineage: Eukaryota; Fungi; Mucoromycota; Mucoromycetes; Mucorales; Lichtheimiaceae. Bases 98 to 1057 code for a protein of 319 amino acids. The transcript is spliced from 4 exons. The record is from RefSeq and is a predicted model, not a curated record.